CCCCAUAUCAUGACAUCCCCGUAUCACACUACUCCCCAUGUCACAAUAUCCCCAUGUCCAACUGUCUCCAUGUCGUGAUAUCCCCAUGUCACACCGUCCCCGGGUCCCACUGUCCCCAUGUCACGACAUCCCCAUGUCACCACAACCCCAUAUCAUGACAUCUUCAUGUCGUGACAUCCCCACGUCCCACUCUCCCCAUUUCCCACUGUCCCCAUAUCACGACAUCCCCAUGUCACACCGUCCCCAUGUCACGAUAUCCCCAUAUCAUGACAUCCCCAUGUCACGACAUCCCCAUAUCAUGACAUCCCCAUGUCAAGUCGUCCCCAUAUCACACUGUCCCCAUAUCACUACAUCCCCAUGUCAGUGUCCCCAUAUCACAAUAUCCCACAUCACGACAUCCCCAUUUCAGUAUCCCCAUGUCACGAUAUCCCCAUUUCUAUCUGUCCCCAUAUCACAACAUCCCCAUGUCAUGACAUCCCCUUAUCUCAACAUCCCCAUGUCAUGACAUAACCAUGUCACGAUAUACUCAUGUCACGAUAUUCCCAUUUCUAUCUGUCCCCAUAUCACGACAUCCCCAUGUCACGAUAUCCCCAUUUCUAACUGUCCCCUUAUCACGACAUCCCCAUGUCAUGACAUCCCCAUGUCACAGUCCAAUGUCAUGACAUCCCCGUGUCAAGCUGUCCCCAUAUCACCUUAUCCCCAUGUCUCAACAUCCCCAUGUCAUGAUAUAACCAUGUCACGACAUCCCUAUUUCUAACUGUCCCCAUAUGGUAACAUCCCCAUGUCACGAUAUCCCCGUUUCUAACGGUCCCCAUGUCACGACAUCCCCAUGUCCCACUGUCCCCAUGUCGUGACAUCCCCAUAUCAUGACAUCCCCGUAUCACACUACUCCCCAUGUCAAGAUCCCCAUGUCUUUGUCAUCCCCAUGUCACGACAUCCCCAUAUCGUGACAUCCACGUGUCACAACAGCUCAUUCCCAUGUCAAGAUCCCCAUAUCAUGACAUCCCCAUGUCACAUACACCCCAUGUCACAU
Messenger RNA from Coturnix japonica (Japanese quail), 1033 nucleotides. Lineage: Eukaryota; Metazoa; Chordata; Aves; Galliformes; Phasianidae. The record is from RefSeq and is a predicted model, not a curated record.